AGCACCAAAAUUAGACCACAUCUCACACAAUAUCAACUCGUGCCCAAAACAUGUCUCCUCUCUUUACAGCCUUUCUUCUACUGGCAGCCAUGGCCUCUGCAGCGCCACUCCGGCCAGAAUUCUACUUUCGGACAUGCCCGGAAGCUGAAUUAAUAGUGAGGAAAGUGAUGAGGAAGGCUAUGAUUAGAGAACCAAGAAGUGUUGCCUCCGUCAUGCGCUUUCAAUUCCAUGAUUGCUUUGUUAAUGGUUGUGAUGCUUCUGUUUUGCUGGAUGAUACAUCAACCAUGCUAGGAGAGAAACUUGCUCUUUCCAAUAUAAAUUCUCUAAGGUCUUAUGAAGUUAUAGACGAAAUCAAGGAAAAGUUAGAGAAGGUCUGUCCAGGAACUGUUUCUUGUGCAGAUAUAAUUGUCAUGGCUGCUAGAGAUGCUGUUGCUCUGGUUACCAUUGAUCAUGCUGGGUCUCAUACUGGAGGACCUGACUGGAAGGUGAAGUUAGGGAGACAAGAUAGCUUGACAGCGAGCCAAGAAGACUCGAACAAUAUCAUGCCAAGUCCAAGAGCCAAUGCAAGCCUUCUCAUAGACCUCUUCGCAAGAUUCAAUCUCUCUAUCAAGGAUCUUGUAGCCCUUUCAGGGUCACAUUCCAUUGGUCAAGCUAGGUGUUUCUCUAUAGUGUUUAGGCUCUAUAAUCAAUCUGGAACAGGCAAACCAGAUCCAACCAUUGAGCCAAGAUACAGACAAAAACUAAACGAACUGUGUCCCCUUGGUGGAGAUGGAAAUGUGACAGGAGACCUUGAUGCAACACCAACUACGUUUGAUAAUGUAUAUUUCGAGGACUUGGUUGCAGGAAGAGGGUUUCUUAAUUCUGAUCAAACACUUUUCACAUUUCCUCAAACAAGCGAGUAUGUGAGAUUGUUUUCCAAGGACCAACAUGCUUUUUUCAAGGCCUUUGUUGAGGGAAUGAUAAAGAUGGGUGACUUGCAGUCUGGGAGGCCUGGAGAGAUCAGAACCAAUUGCAGAGUGGUCAAUAGCCGCCGGCCUGUUGAUGUGCACUUCGAGUCUUGAAGUAUUGAGGGAAAAAGACUAAUUACAGUUAGAUUAAAGAAUCUGUCAUAGAUUAGGGAGGUUGAGAAGGACUAGAGAAAUCAUAUAAUAGUGCAACAUGUCUUCUUGGAUAAUGUUAUAGUGGGUGAAACUGUUAUGUGAGAGUGUUGCAAUCAAUUUAAUCCUUUAUUAUGUGCACGCUUCUGGUUGGAAUCUUUGAAAAUAGAAGGAAUUAUAUCAAACAUGGAAAACAUUUUCCUUGCUUUUUUUUUUCUUCU
Molecule: messenger RNA, 1318 nt
Organism: Hevea brasiliensis (rubber tree)
Lineage: Eukaryota; Viridiplantae; Streptophyta; Magnoliopsida; Malpighiales; Euphorbiaceae
Product: peroxidase 17
Exons: 4
Coding region: 51-1061 (336 amino acids)
Biological process (GO): hydrogen peroxide catabolic process; response to oxidative stress
Molecular function (GO): heme binding; peroxidase activity
Source: RefSeq, a predicted model, not a curated record